AUGGCGCCGAAAGAAGAGGUUUUGAUUCUGAAAGAAGAAGAGUUUUUCAAGUCUCCACCGUUGAUUUUUUUCGAAAGUUUUUUUGAGCCUUAUGAGCAUCCAGGUUUUUUUAGAAUUUUCCAUAAAAAAACCAGUUUCAAAAUGGUUAUGAAAGAAAGUUGAAAAUGACUACGAAGUUAGUUUUUAGAGUUAUAUAUUAUGCGAAAUAAAAAUGAUAAAAUGUUAGAAUUAUUGUAUUUUCACCCGAUUUACUCAGAAUCCGUGCUUCCGGACGGGAAAAUAAACCCAGAGUGUCCUUGUCUGCAUUCGGCUCUUGCACACCGUUGCGGCUAUUUUAUUCGAGAAGCCAUUAAGUCAGUUAACGUCCUAAUUAUGCGCGAAAAAUAAUGUUUCAGGUGUUUCAAUUCGUCUUCGACGAACCCCAGAGGACUCGACUGCGAGAAACAGUUCCUCGAACACUUUAUGUGCAUGGAAAAAUACUCUAAUUAA
This is a messenger RNA of Caenorhabditis auriculariae, 489 nucleotides long. NCBI's taxonomy places the organism in Eukaryota, Metazoa, Nematoda, Chromadorea, Rhabditida, Rhabditidae. The record is from the annotation of a GenBank genome assembly.